Cebus imitator (Panamanian white-faced capuchin) is the source of this 2520-nucleotide messenger RNA. It is a transcript of the gene CCDC50, whose product is annotated as coiled-coil domain containing 50. Bases 570 to 2018 code for a protein of 482 amino acids. Lineage: Eukaryota; Metazoa; Chordata; Mammalia; Primates; Cebidae. The transcript has 12 exons. The record is from RefSeq and is a predicted model, not a curated record. Gene Ontology annotation, cellular component: cytoplasm. Gene Ontology annotation, molecular function: ubiquitin protein ligase binding.
GGAACGGUUAUGUUUUGGGUGACCGGCGUGGCCCCUUUGUUGAGGCCUCUAGGACACAAAGCCCUCACCUAAAGACUCGACCCCCCCCUCGGGAGGGAGGCAGGGCCCGGGGGCGGGAGCACAGCGGGGCCCCAGCCUCAGGCGCGUCACUGAGCACAAAGGAGACAGCAGGGAGGCGGCGGCGGGCGCUGAUCCUCGCUCGCCAGCCACUCGCGAUUGCGGUUACAGACCUGCAGCGCCCCCUCCCCCGCCCGCCGGCCUUUCUGUCUCCUCUCUCCCUCCGUACUGGACGGUCCCGCUGCAUUUCCGGGCUCCGGAUAUUUGGUGUCGAUUGGGGCUGGGGGCGCGGAGCAGGUGGCCGCGGCGGGGCGGCGGCGCCGCCAGCCGGGUGCGUCGGGGUCCGUGUCCCGCUGCUUUGGUCACCAGCCCCCGCCCGCCCGCGCGCCCCGCUCCGUUCUCCGGCCUGCGAGCGCUUCCCGCCGGACUUUGCGCCGCGUCGGGCGCUACUGCUGCGCUCGGGGCCCCGCUCGGCGCCGGCGUGAAAGGCGCGACCGGGACCCCGGCCCAAUAUGGCUGAAGUCAGCAUCGACCAGUCGAAGCUGCCUGGAGUCAAGGAAGUAUGCAGAGAUUUUGCUGUCCUGGAGGACCACACCCUGGCUCACAGCCUGCAGGAACAAGAGAUUGAGCAUCAUUUGGCAUCAAACGUUCAGCGGAACCGUUUGGUCCAGCAUGACCUUCAGGUGGCUAAGCAGCUCCAAGAGGAAGAUCUGAAAGCCCAGGCUCAGCUCCAGAAGCACUACAAAGAUCUUGAACAACAAGACUGUGAAAUUGCUCAGGAAAUUCAGGAGAAGCUGGCUAUUGAGGCAGAGAGACGACGCAUUCAGGAGAAGAAGGAUGAGGACAUAGCUCGUCUUUUGCAAGAAAAGGAAUUACAGGAAGAUAAAAAGCGAAAGAAGCACUUUCCAGAGUUUCCUGCAACCCAUGCUUAUGCAGAUAGUUACUGUUACGAAGAUGGAGACCAAUCAAGGUCAAGGAGGGCCAGGGAAUUGGGUUCUGGAUUCUCAAGACCUUGUAGACUCCAAAGAGAUGGAAAGACUGUGAAGCAGAAGAAGGAGAAACCAGAACAUCCACUGGAGAACUUGGAAGAGCCAGAACAGCAUUGUUCAUCAGAGAGAUCUCUGUCAUCCUCUAGCUGGGGCACAAUGAGGGACAAUCCCCAAAUGAACAGUCAGCAGCAUGAAAGGAAACGAUCCACUCAGAAGAGGCUCCAGAGACCUCCACUUCCCACAAUCAGUGGUGAAGUGUUUCUGAGCACUGAAUAUGAUGACUGGGAGGCUAAGAGUAACCAUCAGACUCGAAAUUGGGAAAAACAUUCUCAACACCAAGACCGACUUUCACCCAAGCCCUCACAAAAAACAGGGCUUCACUGCAAGGAAAUUGUAUAUGGGAGGGACCAUGGGCAAGGUGAGCACAGAAAAAGGAGCCACAGGCCCAGGACUCCUCCAUUCUCAGAGCGUGAGAAGCAGCUCCACCUCCACGACCCAGGAAUGAAGCCAAGAACAACAAAAGAAGCUAUAUCUACUGCAUCACGAGUGACCCACAGGGAUCAGGAAUGGUAUGAUGCUGAAAUUGCCAGAAAACUACAAGAAGAAGAACUUCUGGCUACCCAGGUGGACAUGAGAGCCGCUCAAGUAGCUCAAGAUGAAGAAAUCGCUCGACUUCUAAUGGCGGAAGAAAAGAAAGCUUAUAAAAAAGCCAAGGAGCGGGAGAAAUCAUCUUUGGACAAAAGAAAGCAAGACCCUGAGUGGAAGCCAAAAACAGCUAAAGCAACACAUUCAAAGUCAAAAGAGAGUGAUGAAUCUCAUCGUUCUAAGAAUGAAAGGCCAGCACGGCCACCACCACCUAUCAUGACAGAUGGUGAAGAUUUGGAUUACACUCAUUUUACAAACCAGCAGAGUUCCACACGGCAUUUCCCAAAAUCAGAGUCCUCUCAUAAAGGUUUUCAUUACAAGCAUUAAAAACCUAAGAAUCUGCCUUGAAAAUGGACUCACUUUAGCAAAUAUUACUGGGUGAUACCGAAUGAAUUCUACACGUAUUUUUUUUCAUCUGUGUUUGCAUUCCUGGGAUUUAUCCUCAAGCAUAUAUUUCUGACCAUAAAUAAUUUUAAUUCAUUUCAAAUGUUUUGGUUAUCCAUGAUCACUUGGGCAGUAUGAGAAAAUGUAGCUUCUGAAUAUUGGCCACCUCUAUGCUGCAUAUACAUCCUGGGAUAUAGUAUCUAAGAUCUCUGUAAGCUGCCAUUUUGUUAGGUAUAGAAGUUUGGUAUCUAGGGAGUAGGCCUUAUUUAGCAAUUCAAAUUUUAUGGAGAUGAAUGAUCAAAGUAAAAACAAUGUUUGGGUGCAACGCAGAAUAAAGGAAUAUAACAAAUAGCUUUUUGUUGCAUUAGUGUAUGAUAUUUUGAAGGACAGAGCUUUUGCUUUUUGUACUCUUUUGGAAAAGAAAAUCACAACCAUAAAGUAUUUU